AUGGCAACAGAGCCACAAACCCUUAGAGGAACGCGUCGCUUCCCCUUCAAUAUAUGGUCCGGCCCUCCUUCACCGUCUUCGUCGCCUCCACCUUCCCUCCGCGAACGCCAUCUCGUGCUGCGAGAAGAUGGCAAGAGGAUUUCCUAUCCCUCAGGCUUGACCCUCCGCCUCUGCAAGGAAAACCUGGACGGCGAGAUCAAGCACUGGAUGGCCCCACCCCGCGGGCAGGUAAAACGCCCCUCUCCGACCAUGAUCGCGCAUGCCCGCAGGGGGAACCUCACAGGCUUCCUCGAAGGCGGCAUGAUCCUGCGCGCCUCCGAUCUGGAGGUCGAGAGCGAGGAAUACCUGGAAACUUACCCGGAUGAGCGCAUCGUGGAUGCCGAGACUGGUGCGCUUCGUCUGAAUAUGUACCGCGAGGGAACGGGAAAGACGGAAGGCACCGCCGGAAAGGCUGUGGAGUUCCAGACCGAUCAUCUGGAAGAGGACGAUGAAUUGCCUGAGCUCAAGGAUCGGUUCGCGGCGAAUCUGUUCUAUGUCGCGCUGCCCGUCGUAGUUCCGACUCAACAAGCCGAGACUAUGCAUUUCGCAAAGGAGUUUCUGCCUUCGCAUCAUUUUUGGAGACGGGGACCGGAUGUGGAUCCGUAUAAAUCGGCGAACUAUAACGUGGGCAGAUAUAUCGAUCUACGUAACAAAUAUGACCCGAUCAAGGAAAGGAAGAAGCAAGGGAUAAAGGCCAGUUCAAGAGGACCUGCUUCCAGGGCACCGGUGCAAAGUAAUCCGGUAGAAGAGGAGGAUGUUGGAGGAGAAGAGCAUCAAGAAGAGGAAGCGGAGACCAGCGGCCUGUCGACCCCUCCUAUCCACCUGGACACGCCCUCGCCACCACUAGCCACUAGCUUCUCAAAGUGCUCCACACCGCCUCGUGAGAGGCCGGCAGCAAAGCGCCAAAGAACGGCAAGCGCGCCACUUCUGUUCUCAAAUAAGUCCGAAUGCGUCACAACCUCUCCGGAGUUCAUAAAGCUCGAGGCAGAAUUCGAGAAACAGCUUCGCCGCGAAGGCAUCCAGAAAGUCCUCAACGAGAUUGCGGAUUACGCCCCAGACGAGAUCGCUGCGCUAAGGGCCAAGGUGGGACGUAGUGCAUCUCGUGCGCCAUCCUUGCGGAAGAAGAGGGAUCUUGAGCACGAUGCUGUGAUUAUUCGCCAGCCUCUCGUUACGGUGGCGCAUAAGCUCACGCGUGCGGCGUUCGGCCUGCCUGUGAGCCCGAUUGGGAAAAGUGAUCCGUUGACGAGAGACAACGACAAGGUGGAUGUUGAGGAUGACCUUGACUGGGAUAAUGGAUUCGAGGGCUCGGAGUGGGGGGCUUCGGACGAAGAAGUCGAGGUUACUUCUGGUGGCAGGGCUGGAAGCUCUAGCAAGUCUCCGGUGGGCUUUGCAAAGAAGAGUAGCAAGGGGAAAGAGCCAGCAGUCGCACCUCCGUCCAAAGAACAGAGCCCUAUUAAUUGGGAUGCGGAAUAUGACGCCGCUGAAGAAUUUGGAAUUCUCGACGAGGGAUUCUACAAACCUUUUGCCAACUUGUCAUCCAAGCAUCGAUCCAAGGGCACCUCGCAUCAGCGUCCUCUGAAACCAGUGCCCUGCUCCAUUGCCCAUCCCGCCUCACAAAACCCAGUUGAAUUCGAUGAUGAUUCUGUGAGAGAGAUUGACGACGAUGUUGGGGUUUACACUGACUACGGCGGUGAAGAGAACUUUGAGUACAACGAGGGGGACCUAUCCCACCCCAAUUUCUGUCCCAUAUGCGUCGAGAUGCCCAAGUACGGCAUGGAUGCAGCGGUAGAGCAUGCCCGUACGCAUAUACUCGAGCUUUGGCCGCUAUGUCCCUACUGCAAACUAAACUGGUCUGAGUGGACCUAUGCUGAGCGUGUAGAGCAUUUGUGGGACGCGGAGGACUCUCUCCUCUGUGUAUCCGAACGAUUGCGUCCUGAGGAUCGGACUGGUUAUCGCAAGUACCUCUCCCGGCCCUCAGAGACUGAGAUUUGCCGUAAAACCAAGCCGGUAGGAUUGGUACCACGUGCCGCAGCACGAGCCGCAGCCCAGGCUAGCAUCAAUCCUAAGGACACGCGUAGGAGUGUGGAACAACCUGUUCAGCAAGCGCUUGCAAAAGCGCCCAAAUCCGCUAAGACACCGCCUCCCGCCCUGGAACUCGCGAAAGCACGCAAAGCCAGAGCGGCAACACGCCGAGACGCGACCUUCAGAGUGCAAGACGAUGAGUCCGAUGAGCCAUCGCCUGCUCUUAAGGCGCCUGCGAAGAGGAAGGCGCAGAACCAUCCCGAGGCGACUUUCAGACCGGCUAAGAAGGGAAAGGCGACAGAGGCUGAUGAACCAGAUUCAGCUCCUGUGACCCCAGUCAGAAAGUCGACUAGAAAACCUAAGCCUACGAAGGCCAAGAUUGCGGGUGCUGCCGAUGCGAAGACGAAGCCGGCACAAGCUCCUAAGCGCAAGAUGGCUGCAGUGGAGAUUCCUUCGCCCACCAAGCCUUCGGCUUCUCCUCGAAAGCUUAGGUCGUCCAAAGCAGCUACGAGUCCCUCAAUUACGAAGAAAGGAACCGGGACGGGUCGCCCGACGAAGAAGGCAGAGCCGAAGAUUCCGGUAAAGCUAGCGAAAGUGACCAAGAAAGCAACAGAGAAAGUAGGGAAGGCGAAAGCAGCAGCAACGGCUAAAGCGGUAAAGGCGGGUUAG
Coniosporium apollinis CBS 100218 is the source of this 2730-nucleotide messenger RNA. RefSeq lists its product as uncharacterized. The coding region runs from base 1 to 2730 and encodes 909 amino acids. NCBI's taxonomy places the organism in Eukaryota, Fungi, Ascomycota, Dothideomycetes. The transcript is spliced from 3 exons. The record is from RefSeq and is a predicted model, not a curated record.